AUGGGCUACUUCUUCCGCCUGCUGCAGCUGCUCUCCACUUGUGCGGCCUUAUCCCUGGUGGCCAGUGAGAGAGCCUGGAGAGCGGAUGUAAGCAACUGGUCCAUGUUCAUCUGGUGCUUUUGCUUCGCCGUGAACCACUUUAUCGUCCUAGUUGAGGUAUGUGAACUCCAGGAGCAAUUUUCUUUGUCCUGGGACAACUUUCUCAUCACCUACACCUGCUUCUCUGCCCUCGCCUGCCUCUCAGCCUCCAUCAUGUACCCCAUCAUCCAUCUUCAGCUGUUGAGUUAUGGCACCCAGUGGAACCAUGCUAUUGCCGCCACUGCAUUCUCCUGUAUUGCUUCAGUGGCUUACACCAUGGAAACAGUCUGGACCUGUGUCAACACUAGUGAGUCCUGCUCCUUUAUCGGCCUGCUCAAAAAGCUAGAGAUCAUUGUGGCCUGUUGCAUCCUUGCCUUCAUCAGCAACACCUUCCUGUACAUGCACCAGCAGGCCCUGGUGUGGUGUGUGGCCGUGUACUCCAUCUGCUUCAUCCUGGGGGUCAUAUCCUUAUUGCGGCAUCGGUGUGACUGUGACGAGAGUCUGCCCUCCUCCCAUUUUGUGUUUGGGCAGACCGUGCUCGCCGUCCUCCUCUAUGCCACUGCUGCUGUCCUCUGGCCUCUCUAUCAGUUCAACGAGCAGUUUGGCGGGAAUCCCCAGAGGUCCAGAGAUGCAAGCUGCAAUGCUGGGUAUAGCUUGUGCAUCUGGGACCAACAACUGGUUGUGGCCACCCUGACAGCCAUCAACCUGCUGAUUUACGUGGUUGACCUGGUGAUCUCGGCCUUCCGGAUCUGA
Messenger RNA from Bubalus bubalis (water buffalo), 831 nucleotides. RefSeq names its product myeloid-associated differentiation marker-like. Lineage: Eukaryota; Metazoa; Chordata; Mammalia; Artiodactyla; Bovidae. The transcript has a single exon. Bases 1 to 831 code for a protein of 276 amino acids. The record is from RefSeq and is a predicted model, not a curated record. Gene Ontology annotation, cellular component: cell-cell junction; plasma membrane.